This is a messenger RNA of Neurospora hispaniola, 3072 nucleotides long. RefSeq lists its product as uncharacterized. The transcript has 3 exons. The coding region runs from base 1 to 3072 and encodes 1023 amino acids. The record is from RefSeq and is a predicted model, not a curated record. Lineage: Eukaryota; Fungi; Ascomycota; Sordariomycetes; Sordariales; Sordariaceae.
AUGGUUGGGAUGGACGCUAUCAGCGCGCUCCUUCAAACGGGAUCAUGGAGGACCUCGCGCUCAAAGAGUCAGAACCCCUAUUCUCGAACUCCCCGUCGUACUGAUCCGCUCUCCGAGUUGGAUAUUCAUGUUGACAAACCCGUGGAACGACGACGAAUCCAGCAAUUGCCUCCGCCUACUGUUGAAGACGAGGCGGAUUCUCUAGCCAAAGAAUAUGGAAGUCCGUCGGUCAUUAGUUCUUAUGAGGAUGAACCUCCCAAUCGAGGAGAAAUUGAUCAGUUAAUACUUAUGGAGCCGGUUUUGGAAAAUAAUCCAGAGCGCCGCUUCGUGGUUGUCACAGGUCCAGGGGCUGGAAAAGAGAGCGAACCAGCACCUAGCAUUGUUGAGACAACACCACCCGUUACCUCUACUGACACAGCCCAAAUAGGGGAGACCAAUGAUUGCAAGAAGUUUGUUCUCGUUCCCUCAGAAGAGAUGAAAGAUGGAGACAAGCAAGCGGAAAAGAAAGAACCGGAACUCGCAAAGCGAAAGAGCCAUCAGGAUCUGCCACGGUUGGAUACCCACGUUCAAGAACCAGACACCAAGAACGCUCCCAAGGACGCUCCCAAUGAACCACCGAGUGACCGACAAAGCCAGGAGAAGACUCCUGUCCAUCAGGAUGAUGGCAAAGCGGCUCGUAUCAGACGAUCAGGCAGCCGCAGGCGCCCAGAAGCAUGUGUUGAUGAAGAGGACACCAAGAAAGCAUCCCUGAAGCGGGCAAGCAGCCGUCGGCGCCCAGAGAUUCCUCCUGACGAUCAAGACUCUGCGGAUACUUCUAUCAAGCGAUCAAGUAGCCGGAGGUACAGAGAGCGGCCUACCGACCAGGAUGCUAAGGAGUCCCCUAUCAAGCGAUCAAACAGUCGGAAACCCCGAAGUCGACCACUUCACGAUCAAGACUUUGAAAUCACUGCUGAUUCUCCUGACAAAGUUAACCCAGGAGCAAGCGAAUUUUCUGCUAGCGUCGUCACUCAGACGGCGAGUAGUAGAGAGCGUGCAUAUUAUGACUUGAACCAAGCAGCCGACGGAGUUUCCCAUCGUCGCUCAAAAUCCAAGCAUGGUGCUCGAAUUACCCCGUCAAAUAGUAGGCAGGCAUACCAUUUGUCUCCUCCACAAACACCAGGCCGACCGCGUCACGAGCGCAUGGCCUCAACACCUGACGUGCCUCGAAUCGACUCCAGAUCCCUUGAGCUGGGAGGACCUGGAAUAGCUCCGCUAUCAAUGUACCGAUAUAAUGACGCAGAUGACGCCAUGUCAUUCAUGGUUCAGGAAAUUGUUAUCCCCGAUCACGAUCUGAACAGAAAGUCUUCACCGCCUAUGACAAGCCGCAAAGAGAGCCCGCCACCGUAUCCUUCAGUUGCGGAACGGAAGAGGAUGCCAAGUCAGUCUGCUACUAACAGAAGGCGUCGCAACUCCAUGGCCGCCCCUCGUGACCGCAGAGAAUAUCCAAUCGAUGAUGAUCCUUGUUAUCAACAGUUAGACCACCAUGAACAGCCCCAGCCGUUCCGCCCUGCGGUCGAAGAAGACGCUUCACUGAUGGCCCUGAAACAUCGUUUGGGUGCAGUGGAUAUUGGUUCAGAGUCCCAAGAUGUGGUACCUCAUCCAUCCGCUCUUGCACUGAGGCAGCAGGACCAGUUCUCGGAGGCGAGUGAUCCAGGAAGCUCGAGAAGCGCUACAUUCUCGGCUGAGGGGGAUUACAGGAGGGGUAGGGCCGGUACCUACUCUUUGACGUCUUCCCCUCCUAACGGUAGAUUGGUACCCCGGAGAGAAGAUGAGAGCAGUCCGAGGACCAGGCGGCGGGCUCGUUCGCGGACGAUGGGUACAAAUCCCUAUUCCAACAGCUCUCCAGUCUUGUCUGCGCCGGGCCAUCAUCCUUCAAAUGGGAGCAAUGCGCUUGCGAAAGUCUCUUCGCCGUUGGCUUCUCCAUCUCUUACACGACAAGAGCUCGUCAGCACCAGACCAUCAGCAUCUUUUUGGGAUCAGAAUCCAUUCGAGCCUGCAGGCCGUAGAGCUCCAGGCGCCAGACCGAUUCUCUCCUUCCGGAAUUAUUCAGAGGAGGUCCGACAAGGGUUAACACCUCCACUGCCCGACUGCCCCUGGCAAAUUCCUGGUUUACCGUACAGUAGAAAUCCAGGCGACCGCUUUUGGAUUCUUCGCGGGGCCGAGAAUUUCUUAGUAUGUCCUCAUUGCCACUCGGAGCUCUUUGCCAAUAGCCAGUUCAGACUCGAGUUCGUCGCCACUUCCUUACGACCCGACCAGCCUAUUUUGUGUCACCUUGGCUCUUCUUUCUGGUACCGCAUGGCGUAUCUAAUGACACUCAAGCAACGCUUGCCAGACCUGCAACUCAUACGAAACGUAGCUAUGGUUUCGGGGCGCCAUCCGCCAUGCAGUGGACCUCAGGAGACUGCCCGCAAGUGGUACGGGAUGUGGGAUUCGUAUAAAGGGGACUUUGUUCCCCUUUUCGAAGUCUGCGUGGGCUGUGUGAAGAUGCUGGAGGCAGUGUUGCCGAACCUGGCCAAUACGCUAUAUCCAAUAAGCCCAGAGCCAUUUAUAGCCUAUUGCCAACUUCACUACGCACCUGGCAGGGAAAGAUUCAUAGAAUACUUCGACCUUUUCGAGAUGACUUCGGAUUACGCACUCAGCCGUCAAGCCGCACCCGACAUUCGUGAUCUCGCGAAUAGACUUCGCCGAAUCGCUAGAGUCAAAGAAUGCCCGCCGUGCCCAAAAGACCAGGCCCUUGUUGGGGCCUAUUGGCAUACCAUGAAUUUUCUCCCCGAAUUCACAGUGUGUGAGGCAUGCUACAGAGAAGUGGUCAAGCCUAUGCUUGACGCCGACGAUCGCAGGAGCGAUAUCCCUUGGAACUUCCUCCCCGAGAGACUUGUAUCCAAAGCAAUAGCCUCCUGUCAGUUGUCUAGCGAACGCAUGCGGGAAGAGUUCCGCGAGGCAUGCCGGCUCAAUGAUUUUGGUUAUCUUGAUGGCAAAUAUAUAGAAAGACUGGGAAGUUUAUUGACACCCGUGUCUAGAGGAAGCGUUUAA